AUGUUGAAGCGAGCCUGUGGCGUGGCGCAGGGACCCACUUCAAGAAAGCAAAGAUCCCAGGCCAGGCAGACACCUGGCCAAGAGAUUCCCCGCAGCCCCAGCGAGACCCGUCUCCGCGUGGGUUCUGCCUGCUCCGGCUGGUGUUCCGAGCUGUUUGCCCUAAGGAGGCUCGGGAUACCUGCCGAAGCAAGUUUUGCCUCCGAGUGCGAUGCGGCUGCCCGCUUGUUGUGCCAGGAAUUGUGGAGCCACAGGUUCUUUCUGAACGAUGCAUGGGACGACGCAUUGCUAGAGAGCACUCCUGAUGUGGAUUUGUUCUGCUCGGGCCCGCCUUGUCAGCCCUUCUCGCUGUCAGGACUCGCCUUGGGUGCAGCAGAUGCUAGGGCUGGGCUUAUGCUUCAGGUGUUGCUGUACAUUGCCAGUCGCCGUCCUGGCUGCUUCAUCAUUGAAAAUGUGGUUGGUCUGCCACUGCGCCAUGCGGAAUUCUAUGAUUGGAUCGUGCAGUAUCUGACAGACUUAAAAGAUAAGCGUGGCCAGCCCUUGUACAUCAUCGAUUGGACGGUCCUGAACGCAAGGCUACACUCAGGCCUCCCGCAGCACCGCGAGCGCGUUUUUCUUCUGGGAGUGCGUAGGGACCGACAGCGCGCACCCCUGCAGUGGCCUGCCCAGGUGCCUAUGCGAAAUCUCUCUGAGUUCCUGCUGCCCCCGACUUCACCACGUCCUGACAUCGAUCCGAGUUCCUUACCCAAUGCCACGGCUGCACGCAAUGUGACAAAGUUCGUGGAGACUCUGUGUUCACGUGGCGAGGAUCCGAUGCAGCCUGGCUACGUCGUGAACGUGGGCGGGAGCUACCCGCACUGGAACAAGGGCUAUUGCCCAUGCAUCACUAGAAGUCGAGGUGCCUCUCGGGCAUUCUACCUUCCUUGGCUAAGUCGUUCUUUGUCAGCACAGGAAAUCACGAUGUUGCAAGGUGUGCGACUCGGGGAACUACCAAGAGGCCUCCUCAGUGACACGCAGCUAGGGGGCCUAGCCGGCAACGCCAUCCCCAUUGAUCUAUUGGCGGCGGUCCUACGUAGCCUCCUCACGGCUGCGGGUUUUCUCUAG
This is a messenger RNA of Symbiodinium sp. CCMP2592, 1101 nucleotides long. NCBI's taxonomy places the organism in Eukaryota, Dinophyceae, Suessiales, Symbiodiniaceae. The record is from the annotation of a GenBank genome assembly.